AUGAAUUAUUACAAUAUACUAGGCAUCUAAAAUAACUCAUCUGAAAAACAAAUCAAAAUUGCAUUCAGAAAUCUUGCAAAAAUACACCAUCCAGUAACUUAUAUGUUAUUAUUCAAGGACAAGAAUCCAUAAUCAGUAUAAUUUAGAAUAAUCUCUCAGGCAUACCGAAUCCUCUCAAAUCCUCAAUUAAGAAUACGAUAUGAUCAGGCUUAGAGACAAUAUGAAAAAUAAAUCUAAAUAUUCAAUUUGAUAAGAAAUUUUAUCAAUGCAAAUGACAAAAUACCUCUAAUUCAUUAAAAAGAUUUUGAAUCCAACCAAAAUGAAUCUAAGACUCUUGAUAUAUAAGAAAUUUAGAAAAAAAAGAUUCGAAAGACUUAAAAUUGA
Molecule: messenger RNA, 384 nt
Organism: Paramecium pentaurelia
Lineage: Eukaryota; Ciliophora; Oligohymenophorea; Peniculida; Parameciidae
Source: the annotation of a GenBank genome assembly